Molecule: messenger RNA, 3582 nt
Organism: Paramacrobiotus metropolitanus
Lineage: Eukaryota; Metazoa; Tardigrada; Eutardigrada; Parachela; Macrobiotidae
Product: lachesin-like
Exons: 10
Coding region: 1978-3225 (415 amino acids)
Cellular component (GO): neuron projection
Source: RefSeq, a predicted model, not a curated record
GCGUAAUGGUCGCUGAUUCCAGUUUAAUUCAAUGUUUGGAAAUGUGCCGCUUAGCGCUGUUAAGCGCAUUUAAUGUGUCACUUUACAGCAUCAUUUACAUGCGAAGGCAUCUGCACUUUAAUUAAAACCUUAAUCCCCGCUCUAAUUUCCCUAACCGGCGAAUAAUGCCCGAAAUUGAGUGGGACCGCGGAGCUGUGCGACCGUCGAAGCGAAAUCAACGGAACCACUGACCCACAUCCGCCACAGUAUAUGCAGCAUAUAUGGAAAUUAAACCGGCUAUGGCAGCGCACAUAUACGGGCAAUUAAAACACACCAGUUCGACCAAUUCCAGGCAGUGUGUAGACUGUAGAGGAUGUCGGGUGAACACUGGCAAUUGUGACAAGUGAGUGAGGAUCUCCUGACUGCCGCCCGAUUCCCCGGACGCCGUCAUAUAUUCCGGCUGUGACAAGUGGAUAUAUAUAGUCCAGUCCGUGUGUGUGCCGCUGGUGUCUCCGUGUGUUCCUCUCAUACAUCAUACUUUACCGGGUCAGCAGCGCCGCACGCCAUCCAACACGUCCCGCCCCUUCGCGCUUAGGCUGUCAGCUGGACGGAUCCCCGGCGUGGGCUGACUUCCGUUCGGUGGGGAGGCGAUGGAUUGGCCGGACACCGCGGCACACUGGCGGUUACGCGGAUCAAAGUCCAGCAAUUCGGGCCGCCGGAGUCUAUGUUAAGCCAAUUGCGAUGACUAUGAGCCACCAUGAGAUUCGCGGUGCCGUUCCCAAGAAACUAUUUGCGCCUCGACUGGACCGCAUUUAUGUGUAUCUGUACGAGUAGUACGAGUGUAUAAGUAGUUCAGACUGCAGCAUACAAAAAGUAAGUUUCUAACAAUACAACAUCUUUUAGAAAAAUCUGAAUUUAAAAGUCGUUAAAAGAUUUAUUUUAUUCAGGCUUGAUAUACAAACAAUGUUUUUUUCAAUAUAACUUUAACAGAUCUAUAUUAACAAGUUAGAAGAGCAUCUGCAUCCGAAUAUUCUGUGCAUUGUGGAAAAAAUACCGACGAAAACUAGGAAACACCAAUAUAAAAAUUUAUAUAUUACGGUUGACCAAAAAUGCCCGUUUAAUUAAUUGGAUGCAAGUUCUUUCUUUUCGCUAACGAUCCAGCCGAAGGUUACUAAUUGUCUCGAGAAACCAUAAAUCAUUUUCUUUGUACCAUGCAGAAAACAUGACCAGCACGCAAAGACACAACGACAAGGGGGAUUAAUGGCUGUGGCUUUGUUGUCAGUGCGCGCGCGGAGGAGGCCAGCCGCAAUCACGAAGGAGGUCGGCAGUUGGGGUUACGCGGCAGCGCACAGUGCCAGCGCGCCCGGCGUAAUUGCUCUGGAGGCAGCCAUCCCGCGGGCCCCGCCCACCUCACACAAUGCGCAUACUCACUCACUCGGGAUAGAUCCAGAGGAUAUCACUCGCGGUGCCUGCAACACGAUCCCCAGCGCCAGUGUUUACGCAAAUACAGUCUCAUAUAUACGCCCGUACUUGUACAGAUAUAUUAUAUACAUCCGCAUCGCAGCAGCGGCUAUUAGCCUUCGCCUUGUUUUGCUCAAAGAUUUCUCUUUGUCUGCGAGCGCGCGUCUCUGACUUUCUCUCUGCUGGUGUGUGGAGGCUACAAUGCGCCUGCAUCGGAUCUCUAAUGACUUCCUCGCCAACUUGACAAUCCGCUUUACCGUACCGCAUCUUGGCACUCCGAUUAGGUCACUCAUUGAGAACUGCCGGGAACAGGUCGGCGGUCUUCCGGAACCAAUCGCCGGGCACUUUUCACCCCGUUUCUUGGUCUGUGCCCGUUGACGCUGCUGCGCAUCAGCGCACUGACGAGUGGUCGGGCAUGUUAGCCGGUUUUUGAUUAUUUUGCCAAUUAAAGAUUAUACCACCGCGAAAAGCGGGUCACUAGCGCCGUUCAUGGUGUAAGGGAUUGGGUUUUUUGUUAUUUCCUGAGGGAACUGGAAAAUGUGGAUCAUGUGGAUAAGGAGACUGUUUCAGUGUGUAUCGUUUAUCGUCUUGCUGACAAUGACUACCGGGAAGAAAAACGGGAAAGGUAAAGUGCUGAACAAACAGAGGGAACUGGAAUUCGCCAUGCCCCAUAUGAAAAACCUGACAAUUCAGCAGGGACAAGAUGCUCAGUUCUUCUGCAAAGUCGGCAGAAUACACAAAGACCAUAACAGCCAGAAUAAGCUGCAGUUAGUGUGGAUUAGACUGGAUACGCAAACAAUUUUAGCAAUUGAGAAGCAGAUCGUUCAAGAUAAUCCCCGUAUCAGCGUACACCAGCACGACCGGCUGGAAUUUACUCUCCAUAUUAAAAACGUCCAACCGGAAGACAGCGGAGUCUAUGCCUGCCGCAUCAACACUAAGCCCUUUGCUCAAAUGAAAGCUGCCUUGGAUGUUCGUGUACCCCCGGUAAUAAUCGCCGCUGAUACUACCGACACCGUCAUGGCCCAUGAAGAGCAUGACGUCAUUCUAAAGUGCAAGGCCACCGGUCAUCCGUCGCCCACCAUCACGUGGCAGCGCGAAGACGGCGAACUGAUUCGCACCCGCGGUCAUGAUCGAGUGCGGACAUACAAAGGCUCGGUUCUGCAUAUCCCCAAAAUAAAACGAACAGAAAUGGGUACUUACCUCUGUAUGGCAUCCAACGGAGUGCCGCCGGCGGUCAGCCAACGCAUCAGCGUCAAUGUUGAAUUCACGCCAAAGCUUUGGGUGGAACCGAAGUACAUGGGUGCCUGGAAGGGCGAUUCCAUAGAACUAAAGUGCGAAGUAGAAGCAUAUCCUCCGGCGGCGAUGCUGUGGUUCCAGGACAGCAAUGUUCUCUCUAACAGCGACAAAUUCGAUAUCCGCACCGAAAUUAGCAAUGGCUCGCCGCCCUACCGCAAAAAGUUCAUCCUCACCAUCAAAAAGGUGGACGAGAACGACUAUAAACAUACCUACACAUGCUCGGCGGAUAAUCACAACGGGAAGAAGGAAGAGGUCAUCAAGUUACAUGAAAAGGAAUCGCCAAAAUAUGAUGCCGAUUUUAAUUCAGUAUUAUAUGACGGACAACAAAUGGACGAGGACAAUCUGGCGGUCAAUGCCAAAGGCAGUCCAAAGAAGAAAUCGCCCAAUGGAAGUUCAGCGCAGAUCGCCAUGUGCCAUUGGCUGUUGCUCACAGCGGCAUUUCUCUGUGGAUUAUCCUAUCUAUAUGUUGUCAGAUGUCGGGUUUCUUAACAAAACGAGACAAUCAACUGUUGUUGCACACACACUCUGCCGGGAACUGGAAGGUCAUUAAACCAAAAGAUAUUCGAUCGGCCAUUGUCGGGAGCCUGGACCGAGACAAUCUGUGAUCAUUUUGCUUAUAAUCAUAAUUAUACUAAAAUUUAAGUCGUGUUAAAUGGUCGGAGAGUAUUCGAUGUGCGCGUUCGUGAAGAGUGUAUUAUAGUCUCCUUCAGUAUAUAAGCAUUUCACAAACGUUUUAUUACCUCUUUUAUGAUCUCGAGCAUGUUUACAGGAACCACGCAUUAUUGUUUCCAUUUCUGUGCCGGUACGGGUGGACGGAACAGAGAAGAGUUUUCAAGUAAACUACGG